Messenger RNA from Labrus bergylta (ballan wrasse), 890 nucleotides. It is a transcript of the gene cfap300, whose product is annotated as cilia and flagella associated protein 300. The record is from RefSeq and is a predicted model, not a curated record. Lineage: Eukaryota; Metazoa; Chordata; Actinopteri; Labriformes; Labridae.
AUGGCAGGAGAGAAGUUUGAGCAAACUUUUUCUUUUACUCCUCUUCCCUCAAAGAUUCCCUCCUUCCUACAGGACAAAGACAUUUCAGCACUGUUAAUGAAAUGGUCCAUGUUUGGGAGGAUUUCCGCUCAGUGCUACAGCUUUGAUCAGACAUUUAACCCUUACAACAGUGACAAGUUCGCACAGUGUUUCUUCAAAGAUCCAGAUGUUUUUUCCAGUUUAAAGAACAUAAAGGAUGGAGCCUGGGUGCCACUAGAAAAGGAAGUAGUGUGUGUCUCUGUGGAGCCUGUGCCAUGUACUCAAGUCUCCAUGGACCUGUUUGACCCCAUCUACCUCUGUGGGAUACUGAAGCCCUCUGGAUUUAUAGUGAAAUGCUUUCAUGAUGUCUACCCCGACUACGAUGAACUUAGAAAGAUGUUGCAGGAGGAAGACUCUGAGCACUACUAUGUAGUUGGGAGAGAGGAGCGAGGGGAGUUCCUGUUUCGACUCUUCAAGCACCUGUGUUUAGGAGGAGAGCUCUGUCAGUACGAGGACGUCAUCGAUUCAUACAUCAGCACCACAAAGCGAAUCUACAAAGAUCUGAUCAGUGUUCAGAAGGAUCCAGAGUCUCAGAAAAUCAGUGUCAUCUCCACAGUCCUCAAAGUCUGUGCCCAUGAUGACUCUGGAUGUUGUUACCCUGGAGGGCGGGAGGAGGAGCAGACAUUUGCCUAUUUGAUUAUUGACCCCUUCAAAAGACAUGUGACUUUGUUUUAUCACUGCUUUGGUGUCGGGGAUUUCUCACUGUGAUAGCAGAGAACAGAUACAUGGGGAAAACUGUCCCAUGUAGAACUUACUAGACUCCUUUUGGAAAUCUUUUUUUGUAUCAACAAAAAGUCAGAUAGGGAUGUAGA